This is a messenger RNA of Symbiodinium pilosum, 1452 nucleotides long. NCBI's taxonomy places the organism in Eukaryota, Dinophyceae, Suessiales, Symbiodiniaceae. The record is from the annotation of a GenBank genome assembly.
AUGGUGACAAUCUCUCACUACAAGAUCUCCAACACGCUGGGAGUGGGCACUUUUGGCAAGGUCAAAAUGGCCGAGCACACCCUGACAGGGCAAAAGGUGGCAAUCAAGAUCAUCAACAAAAGAAAGAUGGAGCAGAUGAACAUGCACGAGAAGAUUCGAAGAGAGAUCCAGAUCUUGCAGUUUCUGAAACACCCUCACGUCAUCCGCCUGUACGAGCUCUUGGAUACCCCGAGUGACAUCUUCAUGGUCAUGGAGUAUGUGCCGGGUGGUGAGCUCUUCGAUCACAUCGUGCACAAGCUGAAGCUCCAGGAAGAUGAAGCCAGAAGGUUCUUCCAGCAGAUCCUCUCGGGCGUGGAGUACUGCCACCAAUGCAUGGUCACACAUCGAGACUUGAAGCCCGAGAACCUGCUUUUGGACUCAAAUCUGCACGUCAAGAUUGCAGACUUCGGUCUAUCAAAUACAAUGCGUGAUGGAGAGUUCCUGAAAACCUCCUGCGGCUCGCCGAACUAUGCCUCACCCGAGGUUGUCUCCGGCAAGGCAUAUGUUGGCCCCGAGGUGGACGUUUGGUCCGGGGGUGUAGUCCUCUAUGCGCUGCUUUGCGGAUCCCUGCCGUUUGAUGACGAGAACGUCCCGAACCUCUUCAGAAAAAUCAAGCACGGGAACUUUACCUUGCCAGGCCACCUUAGCAGCGAAGCAAAGGACCUCAUCGUCCAGAUGCUCGUUGUGGAUCCUACAAGGCGAAUCACGUUCUCGCAGAUCAGAAAGCAUUCCUGGUUCCAGAAGGACCUGCCAGAGUAUCUUGCAGCCCCGCUGAACCUGGCGGUGGAGAAGCUAGAACUUCAGGCAGACAUCCUGCAGGAAUUGGAGGACAUGGGCAUCAAGGUCGCCGAUAAAGACAACUUGAAACCUGACGAGCAGGUGGCCUAUCACCUGCUCGCUGACCGAGCCUCGAAGCAGAGCAGCUUCUCGAACCUUCUGCGGAAGGACCAGGCCAGCAUCACUUCGCACAGGAUGUUCGACGAUGAGGAAAUUGCAAACGUUGCCAAGCAGUUCGAUCAGGAGAGAUCAGCCCCGGUCUACAAGAUCGCGGCCUCGGCCAACGACAGGGCGGCCAUGCUUGCUCAGGCGACCUACACAGCGCCAGAGUGCCCUUGGCGGUUGGGCUUGGAAGCCAUCAUGGAGGCUGCCGUCCUGAUGACUGAAGCAUUAGUGACGCUUCGAGAUCUGGGCUAUGAGUGGAACAACGUGACACCGUGGCGGGUACGUGCUCGGCCUUUGAAGAGACAGAAAAAUCUAAUGCUAACGGUCCAGGUGUACAAAGUGUCCUCCGGAAAGUACAUGGUGGACGUCCUGAUCCCACAGGGCCCUACGCUCCCGGCGGUACAAGAAGCUCUGCUCUUCCUGCGGCGGCUCUCGCAGCGGGAGGUGGCUCCUUAUGGUAGUUGCUCUUAA